GGUCAUUUGGAAAAGUCAAGAUGAAAAGACAGGGAGUGGCUGUUUCAAAGAAGCUGAAAUUUAACCCACGAACAAGAACAGGAAUGACAGUUUGUGCUGACCAUGGCUGGCAAAAAAGGGGAUUUGAUAGUCUAACAGGUAUUUAAAGAACACGGAUUAUCCCCUGGUCAUCAUACACUGAAAUAUUCGGAGAAGAUGGACAUGGAAAGACAGAAGAGACAGGAAAGAUCAAAGUUGCCUGGAAAGAAGCGCCGUCGAUUGGAAUUGAAGCAGGAGAGAAUUACCCAAAAAGGAGCCAAUGAAGCAGCUGAAGGAGAUACAUAUCAAUCAGAAGUUGGACUUUCUGACCAAGUCGACAUCCAGACUAUUCCUGAUGCAGUUCCCAAACCAGGAUUCACCAAAGUCGACCACCUGAACGAAGUUCAAGAGAAUAGGGUCAUUAUCGACCUAGAAACUACAGGAUUGAUUCAGCGUGGACUAAUGCCUCAUAUCACACAGAUUGCUGCACAAGUUAUGGAUUCUGAUGCCGAGUUUUCAUAUUAUGUUUCACCUAAAGUACCCAUCAAUGAAAAUGCUGAGCAGAUAACUGGGAUAUCCUGGGAUGGUGAACACAUGACUGUGCACGGAAAGCAAGUGGCAACUGUAUCGAUAACAGAAGCACUUUCAAAAUUUUUAAUUUUUUUGAAGAACAUUAGCAAUGUUGUUUUGAUUGCACACAAUGGAAGAGUUUUUGACUUCCGUGUUCUAUCCUAUGCUAUAUGUAGAGUAGGAAUGAUGAAUGAAUUUUCAAAUCAUGUUUUAGCAUUUGUGGAUUCUUUGUCAUCAUUGCGUUCAAAAGUUCCAAAACUUGGUUCUUAUAAGCAAGAAUUUCUAGCAGAAUAUUUCUGUCAAGAAUCUUACAAUGCUCAUGAUGCAGUUGAUGAUGUCAAAAUGCUAGCUAAGAUUUUGUGUGCAAGUGGCAUGACAAAAGCAAAUUAUGUAAAACAUUCUUAUGCAUCAAAUUGUCAUUUUUUACAAGAAGAGUUCAAUCUUGCCAAGGCCAAAAAUAUUGGCACCCUACAUUGUCUUGUUGCCAGUGGUGUUCUCAAAUUAGCUACUGCAGAAAAUAUAGCAGGUUCUGGCCUAAAUCUACAACAUUUGAAACUUGUUUGGCAGAGAGAUGGUGAAGAUGGUCUGAGAAAUAUUUUUACUGCAAAAAAUUGUAUCGAGAAACCACGUGUUACCAAAGAUAAAAAGUUGUUGGGAAAUAUUAUUCCAAAGCUUUGUUCAUUUUUUGAACAGUAAAUUUGUCAUGUUUUAUAAGCAUGUUUUGUGUUUGACACAUGUAAAGUUGAUACAUUAGCUAUUUGGUCUUUAGAUGUGAAAAGUAAACUUUAUAUGAUAAUGAGCAUUUCCUGAUGAUUCAAGGUCAGGUCGAUGUUAGUGACAUUUAUCAUUGUUUUAUUAAGAGUUCCUAUGCUUUCAUUGUUUGAAUGAUACAUUUUUCAUAUGUCUGUUAAUUUUUUUUUCCAAAUUGGAAUGUUGCAUCAAAAUGUUUCAAUGUUAAGAUUUUUGUAUGGGG
Messenger RNA from Ostrea edulis (European flat oyster), 1561 nucleotides. RefSeq lists its product as uncharacterized. Gene Ontology annotation, molecular function: nucleic acid binding; 3'-5'-DNA exonuclease activity. Gene Ontology annotation, cellular component: cytoplasm. Gene Ontology annotation, biological process: DNA catabolic process. The coding region runs from base 196 to 1284 and encodes 362 amino acids. The record is from RefSeq and is a predicted model, not a curated record. The transcript is spliced from 4 exons. NCBI's taxonomy places the organism in Eukaryota, Metazoa, Mollusca, Bivalvia, Ostreida, Ostreidae.